Messenger RNA from Caenorhabditis angaria, 1448 nucleotides. NCBI's taxonomy places the organism in Eukaryota, Metazoa, Nematoda, Chromadorea, Rhabditida, Rhabditidae. The record is from the annotation of a GenBank genome assembly.
AUGCAAAAAUUGUUGGCUGGAAUUAAAGUUGUGGAGCUUGCUGGGCUUGCACCUGUACCGUAUUGUGGAUUAAUUUUGGCGGAUUUUGGAGCAGAUGUUACAGUGGUAGAUAAGGUGAGAAUUUUUUAUUUUGGUUUGCGGUGAUUCUGUAUUUUUCCAUGUUCCAGAAAGAUAGUUCACACGAACAACGCCUCAACCGUGGAAAACAGUUGAAAGAAUUGAAUUUGAGAGACCCAGCAGACUUGAAAAAGGUAAGUUUUCAUGAUGAUUUUUAAAAAAUCAACCAAAUUAUCUUUUUCAGAUCCGUGAAAUGUGUCGCACCAGUGAUGUUCUUCUCGAUCCUUUCAGACCAGGAGUUUUGGAAAAAGCUGGUUUGGAUCCUUCAAGUUUACUUGAAGAGAAUAAAAGUUUGAUAAUUUGUCGAAUAAGUGGAUAUGGACAGACUGGGAGAAUGAAUCAAGAUGCUGGACACGAUAUUAAUUAUGUUUCGAUGAGUGGAAUGUUACCCACAUUUACUGGAAAACAAGCUAGUAGACCAUGGCCACCGGCGAAUAUGUUGGCUGAUUUUGCUGGAGGAAGUUUGACUGCGGCGUUCGGAAUUGUUUCCGCGAUUCAUGCGAGAUCAAAGAAUGGUGGGUUAUUUUUUGAAAUUGUUUUUGCCUGAUUUUGGAGCUUGAAUAAACUUCUGUUUUUAGUAGAAAAUUUGAGAACGGUUCACUUUUUAAUAAAACAAAUAGAAUCCUUGAGCUCUUUAGUUUUUUUUUCAGGCGGUGAAGGAUGUGUGAUAGAUUGCUCAAUGACCGAAGGUGUUGCAUAUAUUGCUUCUUUUAUCCAACAUUACCAUGACCAAGACUUUAUGUUUUCUGACGAGUUUUCUCUUUUCUCUGGAAACUGUCCAAUUUACAGGUUAUCCUAACUCUUCUUUUCGAUUGUCCAGAAAUUAUUAUUUGAUUUUUUAGAACGUAUAAAACCAAAGAUUCAAAAUUUGUAGCUGUUGGAUGCAUUGAACCAAAAUUCCAUCAAAAUAUGUUUGAAGGUACUUUUUUUAAAAUUUUUUUUUGAUAGUCAUUUUUUUUAUAGUUUCUGAAUCUCUAACAUUUCAGUGUUGCAAAUCGAUGGUAGUGAUUUAUUCACAAAUCCUGGUGGCAUGGUGAAGCAGUUGGAAGAUAUUUUUUUGACAAAAACACGCAAUGAAUGGGAGACAGUUUUCGAAGGUUUGUGGGAUUUAUGUACGGAAUACCCCAAAAGUCAAUUCAUAAAUUCUAGGAAAAGAAUGUUGUGUGACUCCAGUGUUGGAUAUUGAUGAAAUUGGUUCUCAUGGUCUUCACAAAGACCGUAACAAUUUCGAAAAAUCUGAAAAAUAUGGGGGAACUUGGAUUGCAAAACCUGCUCCAAAAAUUCAAACGCUUGAAGAUCUCCGGAAAUCCAAAUCCAAAUCUAAAUUAUAA